CUCGAACAUCUGAUCGAUUGACACAACAAUGAACACAUACAAAUCUUCAGAGAUAAACAAUUUUCUUUUUGUGUGAUUCAUUUAGUGAAACUCCGUUGUUUCAUUGUUAAAAUGUUGAAUAGUAACAUUGUGUAAGAAUAAUGGGAUUUCUUGAGCGACUUUUAUAAUUCUGUUGAUUGAAGCCGCCCAUGAAUGUGUGCCUUAACUCAGUGAAAAGCAUCAGUGAACAAAAAACGAUUCCCGAAAUGUUAAAACUCAUUCUACUCGGCGGUGUUCUACACCUACUAUUCCUAGUCUCAAUUUUUGUCAUAUACUUCCAAUCACCAAUCAUUACUGGCCUUCAGCAUCAGAAAAAAAUCCUUGAUCCACCGGCUAGAAGGCUGGUACUAUUUUCAGCCGAUGGACUGAGGGCUGAAUCAUUUUACCGAAACGGAUGUGCUAACACAAAGUUUUUGAGGAACAUUGUAUUAAAUGAGGGUAUUCAUGGCAUUUCACACACGGGAGUACCAACAGAAUCGCGUACCGGACAUGUCGCUCUAAUUGCAGGAAUGUACGAAGAUCCAAGUGCUCUAUUCAAAGGCUGGCAAGAGAAUCCGGUCGAUUUCGAUUCGGUGUUCAAUAGAAGUGAUACAACCUAUGCGUGGGGAAGUCCAGACAUUUUAACCAUUUUCGAAAUGAAAUCGAACAAUCGGAAUAUGAGAACGUUUUCUUACGACAAAGUCAUGCAAGAUUUCUCCGGUAGUCAUAGUACAACGGCGCUGGACACCUGGGUAUUCGAUAAUGUUGAACGAUUUGUUAACGCUCGUCGGGAGCAAUUACAAUCGGAUAACGAAACGGUUUACUUUCUCCAUUUGUUGGGGCUGGAUACGGCCGGUCACACACACAAGCCCAAUACAAAAUUGUUCAAUGACAAUCUAAUAGCUGUCGAUCAAGGAGUCGAAAGGAUUAACAAAUUAUUCAAUGAGGUCUUUCCUGACGAUCGAACUGCAUUUAUAUUUACCGCUGAUCACGGAAUGACUGACAGAGGUUCACACGGUGAUGGAGAUGACUACGAAACACAAACUCCGAUAGUUGCUUGGGGAGCAGGCAUUCCCAAACAUACCGAGAAGCCGACUGCGACUACGGAUCAAUUACACAGUAUUAUAGGAUCAAAUAGAGUUCCGCGUUUUGAUAUAAAUCAAAUUGAUAUUGCUCCAUUGAUGGCAACAUUACUGGGCAUACCGGUACCAGUUAACAGUUAUGGUCAAUUGCCACUGGAAUAUUUAAAUGUAUCGGCGUCUUACACAGCAAAAGCAAUGUUCCACAACGCUCUACAAAUAGCCGAACAAUACAAACACUUGAGGAACGAGUUCUUGACGGGCUCGUUAAGCAAGUACUUGAACGACUACCACACAUUCGAUGGUAGUCAUAUGACAUCGGCAGAGAUCCAAAUCAAUAGGCUUUUAGAUGCCGGAAAAUAUGACGAAGCGAUCCAACGAAGUAAACAUUUUUUGGAACAAUCGCUAAAUGGAGUGGAAUUUUUCCAGUCCUAUUAUCAGUAUUGGCUGUUAACAGCCGUCGCUCUAUCCAUGAUUGCUUGGAUUUGCUAUUUGGUGCAAGCACCUCUGCGGACCAGUAGUAAAAACGUCCUUGAUGUAAACUUACAGAUUAACAGAAGCUACAGCAACGUCGCAUUGUUUGGUCUAUUCCUCGUGCUAGUGUUCGGUUACUGUCAAAGUCUGUCAAUAUCAACAGCGCUAAUAUUCUGUGCCCCAUUUGUAUGUUGGCUACCGAUAUCUUUUACAUCAAUACUGAAUGUUGUAAAAGACAUUCGAGUUUUCGUUUUAAUCGCAGCUGUGGAGUCUUUGGUGUGGACAUUUUUCUAUCGGCACGUCGUUAGUGUUCUUCUGGUGCUCGUGCCUAUCUACAUUGUGAUUUCAAAUGAUGAUCGAAAACGGUUUUGCCUAGUCAAUAAGAAGUGGCUGUUGACGAACAUUAUUCUGUCCGUGUUUCCUCUGCUACCUAUCGUUGGAAACAAUGACAAUCACAGCACGGAACUUUUAAUUUCAGGAAUUGUCCUUUGGUCAAUAAGAUUGUGCCACUCACUGUAUCAGAACUACAACUUUUAUAAGAUGUGCCAUCUCAUAACAUUCACUGCGGCAUCAUCAUGCUUACUUAUUGUCCACUUCAGCACCGGUCUGAACAUCGUAUGCCAGAUAGUAUCGUGGAUAUGUCUGAUCAGUGCGUUUACAUUACCGCUACUACAAACGACUGAGCGUCGACUGGAGGCGGUAAUUGAUGGACUAAGUAUUCCGUAUCUGUUGAUGUCAUUGUCAUACGAACCGAUAUUCCUACUGGUUUUGUCACUGAAUUUGGAAUAUUUCGUUGAAAUGCAUCAGGGGACGGUCAAUGAGAACCAAAGUUUUACAAAUAUGACGAAACGUUCGGAGCCGAACACGUACACGAAUGCCUUCACUUUCAUGCUGUACGUGAUGCUGGCAUUUUUCGGAACGGGUAAUUUCGCCUCGAUCAGUUCAUUCGAUCCGAACAGUGUGCGUUGCUUUGUUGCCGUGUUUGCGAGAGCUCUGAUGAGCGUUCUGGUCGUAAUUAAAUUGGUCAUACCAUUAAUACUGGUCGUUUGUGCAUUUACUGGCGUUUAUGCAGCGUAUAAGCUUCCAAUGGAUCGAAUUUUCCUCGCCAUAUUGUCCAUUUGCAACAUCAUGGGCAUCCACUUUUUGUUUCUCGUAACGAAUAAAGGUUCCUGGCUGCAAAUCGGCACCUCCAUAUCACAUUUUGUGAUCAUCGAGACCACAACCGUAGCGCUAUGUGCGCUACAACUUUUAGCAAAAUGGUUGAUGGAAACGGAACUGAAUUUUGUACGCGCCAAACAACGGUCAUCGGUUUACAAAUUUGAAUAAAAUAGGUGUGCGCGCAGCGUCCGUUUA
Bradysia coprophila is the source of this 2924-nucleotide messenger RNA. It is a transcript of the gene PIG-N, whose product is annotated as Phosphatidylinositol glycan anchor biosynthesis class N. Gene Ontology annotation, molecular function: mannose-ethanolamine phosphotransferase activity. Gene Ontology annotation, biological process: GPI anchor biosynthetic process. The record is from RefSeq and is a predicted model, not a curated record. Gene Ontology annotation, cellular component: endoplasmic reticulum membrane. Lineage: Eukaryota; Metazoa; Arthropoda; Insecta; Diptera; Sciaridae.